GUGGCAGCGUCAACCAUCGAGGCCGCUGCCAAGCCUAGCAGCGAUGAUGCUGUCGAGCUCCAGCUAGCUGUGCAUGCAGAUCUUACCCACCCUUCCACAAGCUCCACCAGGAUAACGGCUCCACAGCCCCUCCACCGCCGACUGUUCCUGACGAUCUUGGAACAGAGUAGUCAGCCCAGGAUUCGCCACGCCUCCAAGACCACUGUGGACCCAAAUGAGGUGAAGAGGUUCCGGCUUCUCGCCACCAAGUGGUGGAAUGAGCAGGGAGACUUCGCAGCCCUCCACUCAAUGAACGACCUCAGGGUGCCUUUCAUACGGGAUAAUCUGUUGAACGCACAUGGCGGGCGGCAGCCGGGGAAACCCCUGGCAGGGCUCAGAAUACUGGACGUAGGCUGUGGCGGUGGGCUGCUCACUGAGCCCUUGGGUAGACUGGGGGCAGAUGUGCUAGGCAUUGACCCGGUGGCAGACAGUAUUGGGACAGCGGAGGUACAUGCCUGGCAUGAUCCAGACCUGCGUGGCAAUGUGCGUUACCGUGCCAUCACUCUGGAGGAGCUCUCUGAGAAGGGGGGGAAGGGAGCGGGGCAGUUUGAUGCGGUGGUGGCCUCUGAGGUGGUGGAACAUCUGGCUGACCUGGAAACCUUCACACUCUGCUGCAACCAGGUGCUCAAGCCAGGAGGCUCUCUCUUCAUCACCACCAUCAACAAGACCCAGCUGUCGUACGCCCUGGCCAUCGUGGCAGCAGAGGAGGUGCUACGCAUCGUGCCCAGCGGAACCCAUGACUGGGAUAAGUUUGUCAGCCCCGUGGAGCUGGAGCGCCUGCUGGAGUCCAAUGGUUUCCAUGUGGAGUCUAUCCGAGGGAUGCUGUAUAACCCUCUGUCACGGGCCUGGAGCUGGACAGAGAGCACCAGCAUCAACUACGCCCUGCACGCGGUCAAACUCGAGGAGGAACCGAACCCCGACGAGGACGACCCCGAAGACCCCACCGUGAUAGUUGCCCAAGCUAAGGCCAGACGCUGGUACAACUGACUUGACCAUGGAAGAGAGAGUGGUCAUACGUGGUCAGCUGCAGCACAGAUCUUCUGAACUCUGAAAGGAAAGGCAGUGGACCUAAAAAAAACAAAGCUAUUGAAAGUUAUAGUUCAGUGCUUGAUACAAGUACAUGAUGUUUUCUUUCAGCCAGGCCAUGAUUGUUCUGUGAGUUCAAGCAUAAUGAGUCCCUCUGAAUUGUGUGAACUGUUUAAGCUUUCGAGGCUUGUCAUUGCAAUGCCAUCUGUUAUGGUAGAAGUGUUCAUCACCAUGGUUGACAUCUCAGGUCUCUGGUUUACUAUUGAGCAAGAUGUUUUCUUCAAAUAGAGUCACAAUGUGUCUGUUCAUCAAAAUCCAUCGUGCGGAUAUUGUUUGUCUUGACAUGCUUAUUAAUAUCCUCCAUUAGGAAAUGAAAUAGUUUCCUUUAAGAUUCUCUGAUCUGAUGAUUAUUCCUCUCUAGUGUCAUUUCAACAGUGUGAAAAUAUAGUCCAAAUCAGUGA
This is a messenger RNA of Oncorhynchus tshawytscha (Chinook salmon), 1526 nucleotides long. RefSeq names its product ubiquinone biosynthesis O-methyltransferase, mitochondrial. Gene Ontology annotation, molecular function: 2-methoxy-6-polyprenyl-1,4-benzoquinol methyltransferase activity. Gene Ontology annotation, biological process: ubiquinone biosynthetic process. The record is from RefSeq and is a predicted model, not a curated record. The annotation marks the transcript as partial. The transcript has 6 exons. NCBI's taxonomy places the organism in Eukaryota, Metazoa, Chordata, Actinopteri, Salmoniformes, Salmonidae.